CAGAGUUGAAUGCUUGGGGCAAGGCAGUUGGUAGAGAGAUCUGAAGCGACAGACAUGAGCCCGGAAAAGCACCUGGAGGAAGAUGAUGAAGUUGACUCCAUUCUCCUUUCAGCAUCCCAGAUCCUGAAUUCCACUGACGGGGUAAAGGAAAGUGGGGGCAGUGAACCAGAAUAUGGCUGCAUAUCAGGACCAGAAAAUCAAAUCCAACCACAAUCAGCAUUGAAAGUCCUUCAGCUUCAGCUGGAGUCAUUUCAGGCUCUGCGGAUGCAAACUCUACAAAAUGUUAGCAUGGUCCAGUCUGAAAUCAGUGAAAUAUUAAACAAGAGCAUUGUUGAAGUAGAAAACCCACAAUUUAACUCAGAAAAAAAUCUAGUAUUCAGCAUACAGCCUGAAAAGGAUUUGUCUAAUGAGAAGCAAGAAGGAAUACUUUCUAUCAAGAGAAGUAAUCACUUUGAGGAUCCUGAGACUCUUUAUUCAAUGGAAGAAAACUUCAGUAGUAAUAAUGGCAAUGGUCUCUCUCAAAGCAUAAACAUUCCGCCCCAGAUACACGCCCAGGAUGUGUUAGCUCUGGAGAGCCUGAGAACUGCAGCAGAGAGUCCACCUCUCAGCAGAGCUAUGAGCACUUCGGAACAGCCCAACACCAUGAAGAGUUUCAGUCUUAACCAGUAUCUACCACAGGCUCCUCAGACUGUGACGCCUCAAGCUGCAACCACGGUUCCGGAGAAAUCCAGAAUCACUGUCCCUUUUCUGAAGCAUGGAUUUUGUGAAAACUUAGAUGACAUUUGCCACUCCAUCAAACACAUGAAAGAAGAGCUUCAGAAGUCGAACGACAGGGAACUGGCACUUACGAAUGAACUUCAUACUUUCCAGAGUGAUGCAAACACUCACGGUCACGGUAAACAGAAGCUGUUUCCCAUCCACAGCUCAAAGCUUAACUUUAUUCGGGAAGAAGGCACGGACGGUAACUUAAGUGAAGACAUCAAGUCGAAGAGAAUUUCCGAAUUAGAGGCAUUGGUAUGCAAACUACUCCCGCUCAGGGAGACAGUGGCUAAACUGCAUGUGAAUUUUUGUAGGAAAUGUAAAAAAUUAUACAAGAGUGAAAUAUGCCGGGGGAAAAGGAGUGACAAGAAUAAAGAUACAGAUUUAAAAUUCCACUCCCGAGCUCCGAGGCACGCUCUGUCGUUCCUUGACCCAGUGGAAAACGAAACGAAAGACAGAGAGGGGCAGCCAUGCCCGGCAAACCAAGGAUCAAUAACAUCUGUAAAUGAGAAGUCACCGGAAGCCGGUUGCUUGCCUGAGCAGUGCGUUGCCAAGAUUCAUUACCUACAGAAUUACCUAAAAGAAUCCGUGCAGAAUCAGAAAAGAGUGGCAGAGCUGGAGAAUGAAAACCUGGCCCUCAGGACCAAAAUGAAUCCCCUCAUCUUUACCACCCAGUCCCUGAUCCAGAGGGUGGAGGCCUACGAGAAGCAACUGAGAUCUCUGGCUGACGAGAAGAGCGCUCUCCAGCACACGUUAACCAAAGCAGAAGAGGACAGGAGCAACUGCCUCCGCGAACUCAAGAAAAUCCUCAACACGUAUAACGUCCUCCAAGGCCACCACAAAAUGCUACAGGAAAAAAACAGUCAGCUCUCUUUGGAAACGCAACGGCUGACGGAGACGAUCGAUCACCUCAAAGGCAAGGAGCACAAAUCCCAGAACGACAUGGCCCUUCUCAAGAACGAAAACAACAGGAUGAAUAUAGAAAUGGAAGCGAUGAAAACAAACGCGCUGUUGAUACAAGAUGAACGGGAGAUCCUGGAGAAGAACGUGUGCCAGCUCCUGAAGGAUAAAGGCUCGCUUGAGAGUGGCCUGAGGGAGAGCCAGCUAGAGGUGCUGCAGCUCAAAGAGAAGGAGAGACUGGCCAAAGCCGAACAGGACUCGCUCCUUCACAUCCUGGAAGCGGCUAAGACGGAGAAGGUGAAUCUCAGCGCCGCGCUACAGGAAUCCGCUUCUGCCAGACAGACUCUGGAGAGAAAGCUCAAGGAGAUUCAGAGCUACCAGGCUGCCGAGAAAGAGAAUUUCCUGAAAGAGAUCAAAAGCGCAAAAUCCGAGGCCAGCAUUUACAAGAACAACUUGGCGGAAAUCAGCCAGGAGUGUGAGAUGCUAUCCAAAAUGGUCAUGGAGAUAAAGACAGAUAACCAGAUCCUGAAGGAAGAGCUGAAGAAACACAGUCACGAAAACACCAAGUUUGAGAACAGCAUCAGUCGGCUCACAGAAGACAAGGUGCUCUUGGAGAACUACGCGAGAAGCGUAGAAAACGAGAGGGACACCCUGGAAUUUGAGAUGCGGAAUCUUCAGAGAGACUAUUUGAGUUUAAGCGAUAAAGUCUCCGGUCACAACAACGGUGUAUCAAAAUCGAAUUAUAUUUCAAGAAGAGAGAAAUUCUAUUUUGACAACUACGACGCCUAUGAAGAUGCCCCCCGUCUUAGGAGUAGGCCUUCGGCUUCUGAUUUGAAAGGAACUCCACAUAAACUCUAUCAACGGCUUCCAUCCAAGAUACGUAAAUAA
Molecule: messenger RNA, 2547 nt
Organism: Psammomys obesus (fat sand rat)
Lineage: Eukaryota; Metazoa; Chordata; Mammalia; Rodentia; Muridae
Gene: Ccdc110
Product: coiled-coil domain containing 110
Exons: 7
Coding region: 10-2547 (845 amino acids)
Cellular component (GO): cytoskeleton
Source: RefSeq, a predicted model, not a curated record